Molecule: messenger RNA, 2934 nt
Organism: Symsagittifera roscoffensis
Lineage: Eukaryota; Metazoa; Xenacoelomorpha; Acoela; Convolutidae
Exons: 9
Coding region: 17-2821 (934 amino acids)
Biological process (GO): positive regulation of GTPase activity; regulation of G protein-coupled receptor signaling pathway
Cellular component (GO): neuron projection; plasma membrane; cytoplasm
Molecular function (GO): GTPase activator activity
Source: RefSeq, a predicted model, not a curated record
AGUGCACUUUGCCAACAUGGUGUGUCAUUUGGGCUACUUUUUCCCCGUGCCCAUCAGUGGCAGCUACCAGGUCAAGGACGACGGAUGUCUUUACCGCUUCCAGGCACCUUUCUACUGGCCCUCCUUCAACAACACCCCCGACAACACAGACUACGCUGUGUACCUGGUGAAGCUACUGCAGAGUUGUGGGAGUGGGGCGGCUGCCAGUGCUAGUGGGAGGGGCGGAAAGUGUGCCCUGGAACCCUACGAGUACGACAUCUACUGCAAACUCAGACAGACACUCUCCCACAAGUGGGAACUCAUCAUCAUCACCGCCGAAAACCAGAUCCGAAUGCAAAAACAGCGCAAGAAGAUUGACAAAGUCAUCAGCGAAAGCCAAGAGAGGGCAUUCUGGCGCAUACACAGGCCUCCCAGUGGCAUAUCAGCUAUGUUGGAGCGAGGACCUCGGAAGUUCUUCCAGGAGCCCAAACCCCUCACUCGGGAGGCACUGCAGAAGACGAGAGACCUGCUGCUGAGCCGAGUGGCCAAGUCCAAGAGCUACUCGCCAGCCACUUGUGCCAAGUGCCUUAUGAGCCACACGCUUGCAUAUCAAGACUUCGAUCCUUUCCUCGCCACUGAGGACUGCUUCAACCCCUGGAUCACAGAAGAACCCUCGUACUUCAACUUAUCCGCCCCACAUGUGAAGCACCCCCUCCCGAAACGUGUGAGGCGAUGGGCCCUGGGACUGGGGGAAUUGUUAAAAGACCCCACGGGACAGAGGGAGUUUAUGAAGUUCCUGGAGGCAGAGUUCAGUGCCGAGAAUCUCAAGUUCAAACUAGCCUGCGAGGAGCUGUGGAGAUGCAAGCAAAGUGAAGUGGACGCCAAACUAAAACAGAUCUACGAAACUUUCAUAAAAGAAGACGGCGAACUUCAAAUUAACAUCGACAACCGAAUCAAAGAAGACAUCAAGCAAUACAUGAUAUCGUUUUACCACUCGCAGAAAAUGAAACAACAACAGAGUUCUGAGUUUGGCUCCAUGGUCUUUCCACCCACAGAGUCUACUCUGGAAAAGCCAUUUGGAACGUCAGCUAACAUCACUUCGACCCCCGAAGCUUCAAAUACUCCUGCUGCGCCUGGAACUAAACCAGGUGUAAUUAGUCAGUCGAGCUGCUUUGAUCUUAAUCUCCGCGACUCGAGUUCCGAAGUUCGGCUUCGGGAUUCCUCGAGUCUUGCAUCGCCAAAUUUACCUGGAACAAAAUCUGGCAACUCGAAUGUUUCCAGUUUCUCUUAUGGCGAAACAACCGGUGCAGUAGGUGGCGAGGAUGGUCGUCUCGUGUCUUUGGAUUCGCAAAUCCGAGAGAAUCCCUUUGUUUUGCCUUCAGCAGGAAGAGCAACUGUUCUAAGCUCCGGAAGUUUCUGUCGAAGCUCAGUGGGAAGUUUGAGUUGGACUGAGGCUGAUCGCUCCGGAGAUUACUCACACCUGGGAAAAAGACAUGUGUUCGAUCGGGCUCUGGAUGAAAUCGUGCUACUUAUGAGUUCGGAUCCAUACCAGCGGUUCCUCAAGAGCGAUGUCUACCGGAAGUUAGUCAACGACCCACGACUGUCUGACAAGCCUAGUGAUCUACAGAAGGUGCAAAAUUAUUUCAAAUUCCUCACAUUUUCAUCCCGCUCCAAAGCAGGUAACGCUGCCCUUUACUCGGCUCUUUACGAUUCGCACGAGGAUCCCGCGGCCGAGCCCGUAACGAGUGCGGCCAGCUUUCGGGGCGAUGUUUUCGGUCGAGGUGGGUCGCCGCGACAACCCGACGAGUGCAUGUCGUCCCUCGACGGCCUGACAGACGAAAUCUUCACUGGUGCUCCGACCAAGUCAUCUUCCGCCACGCAAAUCAGAAUGACCUCACAGACAAAAUCAUCUUCUAACCUCAGUACAAUGUCGCCAGGUCGCAUGACGCAAAGAAUCAUUCCAGAAAGUUCUAGAGAGAUUCUAGCCGCGCAACGAGGCGAUCACUCUUUAGCCAGUAUGGGAAUCGUCUCUUUAUCCUCCGAGGCCGUAUCGUCCUUCGAUUCCCUUCCAUCGUCCAGGAGCAAGCAACUGGAUCCAAUACAACAUACGUCGAACGCCAAAAGACUUUUUGCCGAUGCCUCAACCAGUGCGGGCGCCUCGCCGAAACCAACGAGUCGUCUUAUUUCGGAGGAGUCAGAUUCGGAUCCAAGACAGCGCAGUCGUACAAUGGAUGUCGUUUCUACAGCAAAGCAGACCGACUUGGUUGAUGAAGAUCGCACAAUGACUUUGAAAGCCAACACCUCCUUGUCGCAUAGUCCUAACAAUGACAAAAUCCCUCUUUUGCCCAACGACGGCGGCUCGAAAAAAUCGGAUAAAGUAGUGUGGUCAUCAGAAACAUUUAUUACAUCAUCUGAACGGGGGGAUGAUCUAAUGAUUGACAGCAGCAGCGAAAAAGGCGGCACUAACAUAUCCUGGUCUGGAGUGGGAGGCGGAGCCGUGAGACCAAAAACGACCUCAAAUUUAAUACAGGGUGGUCCCACUUGCAAAAAGAAAACGUCUACCUCCGAAUCCCCUAAACAUACAACUUCGCAAUCUACGAAGACACCCCUUACCUCUCUGAAAUCAAGAUUCCGCACAGCUACGACUAAAGUCGACAACAAAUGCAGUUCGGGUGGCACUCCAGAAAACCGAGGCAGUGGAGUCGGGGGUUUCGGAGGCCCAGUUCGCAACCUGCUCGGAGGAAUCGGUGCUGUGAAUUUAACUCAAAAACCACUCUCCAAAACAACUUCAGUUGAGUGUAGUAGAAAAAACGUGGGUGAUAAUUCUCCCGAGCUGCUUUAAAUUUAUUGCAAUUUUCCAACAAAUUUGUUUUCAUUUUUAUGUUUAUAUCAGCUUUUCGGACAGAUUUCGUUUGUUACUAUUUUGAUGUGUUUGUCUCUUCUGAAAAAGAUCUU